Camelina sativa (false flax) is the source of this 905-nucleotide messenger RNA. RefSeq names its product 21 kDa protein-like. Gene Ontology annotation, biological process: negative regulation of catalytic activity. Gene Ontology annotation, molecular function: enzyme inhibitor activity. The record is from RefSeq and is a predicted model, not a curated record. Lineage: Eukaryota; Viridiplantae; Streptophyta; Magnoliopsida; Brassicales; Brassicaceae.
UCACUCACUCAUGAAUCAAAAAGUCCAAACACAUCACACAAUAUGGUAACAAUGAUGAGACAUAUUCUCUUUAUUCUUCUCUUAUCAUCCCUUCUCCCACCAAUCCUCACCGUUGAUCCCCCACUCCCUUCAUCUGACGGCUCCGAUUUCAUCCGUAAGAGCUGCAACACCACACUAUAUCCAGACCUCUGCUUCUCAACUCUCUCCUCUUUUGCCAACUCCAUCCAAAACGACUCGAACCGCCUCGCACGCGUAGCCAUCUCCUUCACUCUCCACAACACUCUCGACCUUCUCUCUUACCUCCAAAACGCUUACAACCGCGACCACCACCCAACCCCCGUCCUCAAAGACUGCUUCGAGAAUCUGAAAGACGCCGUCGAUGAUAUGAGAGGUUCGAUGAAACAGAUGAAGGAGCUUGUCUCCGCGUCGUCUGGCUCAGUCCAAUCAUUUAGGUUCCAGAUGAGCAAUGUCAAAACUUGGCUUAGCGCAGCUCUCACUGACGAAUAUACUUGUACGGAUGGGUUCAAAGACGUCCACGAAGACGACUCCAUCAGAGAUGACGUAUGCACACGAGUCGAUGCCGUCAAAAAGCUAACUAGCAAUGCCCUCGCUUUAGUUAACCGCUACGCCGACGAGGCAAUAAUACAUUAAUCAAUAUAUCAGUCAUCGAUCGAGUCUUUCUUUUUCUUGAUAAUAUGAACAUCAUACUUGAAAAGUUUUUAAAAACGUAAUUAUAUAAAAAAAUGUAAUAAUAAUAAAUGUGAGUUUUUCCUUUGUUGUUAAUAUAUUUUUGAGUCGAAAUAUUUCUUUACUUGGAAUCUACUCAUUUAGUUCAGUCUUUCCAAAUAAUAUAAAACGACGACAAUGUAAAAAGAAUCAGCAAAAUCUUGUCGUUUUUUCUUCAA